GCUCUCUCUCUCUUUUCAUUAUUAAUCUUCCCGUCUAUAAUUCAUUAAUUCUCGUUAGCAGCUUCUUCUUCGUUGGAUUCGUAAAAUGGAUGGAUUUGGAGCUAACUACGAGUGUUUGUUCUUUGAUAUGGACGAUACUUUAUACCCUUUGAGCAUCGGAAUCAACUUAGCUUGUCGAAACAACAUCCAAGGAAAAGAGACUUAACAUUUCAAGAUGCUUGUCUUUACUUAAUCAUUAACGGCCAUAUAACUGAAUUUUGUAUCCCUUUGUUUUCGUUAUUUGCAGAGUUCAUGCUUAACCAACUCGGAAUCGAAGAGAGUGAAGUUCCAAAGUUGUGUUUGGAUCUUUACAAAGAAUAUGGAACCACCAUGGCUGGUCUCAAGGUUAUGGGUUACGAAUUCGACAACGAUGAAUUCCAUGAAUAUGUCCAUGGAAGACUUCCCUACGAGAAACUAAAACCUGAUCCACUCCUCCGUAACCUUCUCCUCUCUAUGCCUCACCGUAAAAUCAUCUUUACUAACGCAGACAAAGCUCACGCAACACGAGCUCUCAACAGAUUGGGUCUUGAGGACUGCUUUGAAGGAAUCAUUUGCUUCGAAACACUAAACCCUUCUUCUGAUUCAAACACUCAAAUCCUCUGUAAACCCUCUGUUGAAGCAUUUGAAGCUGCAAUUCGCAUUGCAGACAUUGUUGAUCCACGCAAAACGAUAUUCUUCGAUGACAGUAUUCGUAACAUCGCUAGUGCUAAAGCAACAGGGCUAAAAACCGUGUUUGUGGGGGAAUCAGUGCUAGUUCCAGGUGCUGACUAUGCACUAAGCAGCAUUCAUAACAUAAAGGAAGCAAUACCUGAUUUAUGGGAAGACAACAAAGAUGAGAAGCUCGAGCCAAUUGUUCAGCAAGCCGCGGUUGCAACCAUGGUCAAUGCUUAG
This is a messenger RNA of Arabidopsis thaliana (thale cress), 930 nucleotides long. Its product is annotated as Haloacid dehalogenase-like hydrolase (HAD) superfamily protein. The transcript is spliced from 5 exons. The record is from RefSeq and is marked reviewed. The coding region runs from base 292 to 930 and encodes 212 amino acids. Lineage: Eukaryota; Viridiplantae; Streptophyta; Magnoliopsida; Brassicales; Brassicaceae.